This is a messenger RNA of Fundulus heteroclitus (mummichog), 1082 nucleotides long. RefSeq names its product PRKR interacting protein 1 (gene prkrip1). NCBI's taxonomy places the organism in Eukaryota, Metazoa, Chordata, Actinopteri, Cyprinodontiformes, Fundulidae. The record is from RefSeq and is a predicted model, not a curated record. Gene Ontology annotation, biological process: negative regulation of protein kinase activity. Gene Ontology annotation, cellular component: nucleolus. Gene Ontology annotation, molecular function: double-stranded RNA binding; protein kinase binding; protein kinase inhibitor activity. Bases 53 to 640 code for a protein of 195 amino acids. The transcript has 2 exons.
AGCUUCCGGGUUAAGCUGCGCAGAAAGGAAGAAUAAAGGCAACAUCAGAAAGAUGGCGGCGCACACGCAGAAAAACAACAAGCCAGGGAAAUCUGGAGGAAAAGAGGCCCAGCCGCUGAUACUGCCCAAGACGCCGGCGGAAGAGCAGCGUCUGAAGCUGGAGCGGCUCAUGCGGAACCCCGACAAGCCCGCCCCGCUCCCGGAGCGGCCGAAGGAGUGGUCCCCGCGAGGCCCGCCGGAGUUCGUCCGGGACGUGAUGGGCUCCAGCGCGGGCGCAGGCAGCGGGGAGUUCCACGUCUACCGCCACCUCCGCCGCAGAGAGUACCAGAGGCAGGACUUUCUGGACAAAAUGGCAGAGAAGCAGGACAAGGACGUGGACUACCUGAAGAAACUGGAGCAGAACAGACUGGCGGCCGAGGAGCGAACGGCGAAGCGAAGGAAGAAGCGGGAAAAGCUGAAGCAGAAGAAGCUUCUAGCAAAGAAGGCCAAGAUGGAGGGCAAAGACAGAAAGGAGGACGACAGCGACUCUAGCAGCAGCAGCAGCAGCAGUGGGGAGGAAGCGGGGAAGAAGGAGGAUGCAGACGAAGAGACAAAAGAGGAUGACGCCGAGACCCCAAGCUUCAUUAUGGGGAAAAAAUAGACCACCAUAUGAUGAAAGCACAGUGGAGGAAGACAUGGGGGAACUUUAGUGACGUUUGCGGAAGAACUUGGAGAUCCCAGCUUCACACAAAGGUUUAAGCCUUGUCGAUCAGCCCUCGGUGACCUCCAUCACCUGCGGGCACCACAAGGCUGCAGAAAGCAAGUCAAAGAAUGAAAAGGCGUGGCUCCCGCAGGCUUGGGAGUGCCACGUGCGAUGUUCCUUGGACAGAGUCCUGCUUCCCACGGUGGUGGCGGCCCGUGUCGGUGGCCGUCACCUUUCUUGAGGCAGGUAGAGCAAAAACCAGGCAGCCAGAUAUUGUUUGGACCAGGGGAAGCUUUUCCUGCCAGGCACUGUCCGCUGCCACAGUAAUGGUUGAUUACCUGAUUGUUUGCCUUUUUUUUUUUUUCUUCCUGUCAAUAAAACAGCCCAUCCUAGGCCUGAA